Silurus meridionalis is the source of this 1833-nucleotide messenger RNA. RefSeq names its product UTP18 small subunit processome component (gene utp18). Bases 157 to 1707 code for a protein of 516 amino acids. The transcript is spliced from 13 exons. Gene Ontology annotation, cellular component: Pwp2p-containing subcomplex of 90S preribosome; small-subunit processome. Gene Ontology annotation, molecular function: protein binding. Gene Ontology annotation, biological process: rRNA processing. Lineage: Eukaryota; Metazoa; Chordata; Actinopteri; Siluriformes; Siluridae. The record is from RefSeq and is a predicted model, not a curated record.
UGCUGUGUUGAGAGCAGGCGCAUGUUGUGAGAGUGUGUGUGAGUGAACAUAUUCAGAUCAUCUGUAGAGCUAACAUUAAUAAGCGGUGUUAAAGCGGAGAGGUAGAGAGAGAGAUGGAGAGAAUGGAGAGAGAGAUGGAGAGAGAGAUGGAGAGAGAUGGAGAUGGAGAGAGGGAAAGCGCGUAAUAAAGGUAAAAGAGCUCUGUUAGAGGAAGGAGCUUCUCGUGCAGAAUGUGCGCGUGAGGAACAGAAGAGGAAGAAACACACCGAGGAACUGAGAGUUUUAGGAGAACAGGAUGAGUCCGUGAAGCUGCUGGAGGAGCUGGUGUUCGGGGCUGAGGAGGAGCUGCUGGAGCGCUUACAGCACGGUGAUGAGGAGCAGCAGGAUGAGGACAGUGAGUCUGAGACGGAGAACGAGGCCAGGCUUCAUGUCCCCACAGAGAAGAAAGCGGUGUGGGAGGAUGAUGAUGAUGAAGUGGAGGAAGAUGUGGACAUGACGCACCGUUUCCGGAAAGACUUCACUCGCAGUGACACUGAGACAUCCAUGUCCACACACAGACUGCAGCAGCGCCUCAAAGAGCAGUUCCAGAAGGCGAUGGGCGGAGUCCCGUCCUGGGCGGAGACCAGUGUGAAGAAAAGCAGGAGGAAAGGUGAAGAUGAAGAGGAUGAAGAUGAUGAUGAUGAGUUGUUGAGGAGGACAGGGAAUUAUGUUGCUGCAUCUGAAACUCUCCCUAAAGGCAUUAUAAAGAUAAAGAAAUGUCUGAAUGCUAACAAUGCUAACCAGGGUGAAGGUCGCUUGACCUCGGUGCAGUUCCACACGUCUGCUCAGGUGCUCCUCACCGCCGGCCUCGACCACACAAUCUCCCUGUUCCAGGUGGAUGGGAAGACCAAUCCCAAAAUCCAGAGCAUCCACCUAGAGAACUUCCCAGUGAACAAGGCGUGUUUCAGCGCUGAUGGAGAGCAGGUGGUGGCUACAGGCAUGAGGAACAAACUCUUCUACAUCUAUGACAUGAUGGAGGGGAAAAUCAUCCCCGUGCCCAGGGUCAGAGGUCUGAAUGAACAGAGAGUGAAGGAGUUUGAAGUUUCCCCUGAUGGACAGUUCCUGCUCCUCACAGGUUCUUCAGGGUUCCUGCACCUCAUGACCAUGAAGACGAAGGAGGUGGUGCGCAGUGUGAAAAUUAAUGGCAGUGUGUGUGCAGCAGCGUUCAACUCGGAUGGCAGUAAAAUUUUUAACAACUCUGAGGAAGGUGAGGUGUUUAUAUGGGAUGUAAGGAGCAGUAAGUGUGUGAAGCGGUUUGUAGAUGACGGCUGUGUGACUGCAACGUCUCUCGCUGUGUCUAAAGACGACAGAUACCUGGCCUGUGGGUCCCAGUCAGGUGUGGUGAAUAUUUACUCUCAGAAGGAGUGUGUGGACAGUGUGUCUCCUAAACCUCUGAAGUGUGUGAUGAAUCUGCUGACAGCUGCAACAUCACUCUGCUUCAACUCCACCUCCGAGAUCCUGUCCAUCUCCUCUCGCUCUGAGGAUGAAGCUACACGCCUGGUCCACAUUCCCAGUUUCAACGUUUUCUCCAACUUCCCGCUGUUCCGCAAUAAAACUAUCUUCAGACCUCAGAGCGUUGAUUUCUCACCUCACAGUGGCUUCUACUCCAUUGCUAACAAUAAAGGACAAGCUCUACUCUUCAGGUUGCUGCAUUAUAAAAAUUUCUGAGGACGUGUACUUCACCACCAGGACCUACACACACACACACACACACACACACACACACACACACACACACACACACACACACACAAACAACAUUACAACCAUUAAUAAAUGUGUUUUUGACACAGA